Molecule: messenger RNA, 3041 nt
Organism: Gambusia affinis (western mosquitofish)
Lineage: Eukaryota; Metazoa; Chordata; Actinopteri; Cyprinodontiformes; Poeciliidae
Gene: cep57
Product: centrosomal protein 57
Exons: 11
Coding region: 203-1672 (489 amino acids)
Cellular component (GO): centrosome
Molecular function (GO): gamma-tubulin binding; identical protein binding; microtubule binding
Source: RefSeq, a predicted model, not a curated record
GGACUUGGUAUCAUUCGAACACCAAGGAGAGCCUACUGUUGUUUGCGUUUUUUUCCACAAUAUAUCUGCCCGGAGAGGCUGCACAAAAAGCGGAGCUUGGCUAGCUUGUCAUUAUUAAAAAGGGCGUUUGCUUGAUCAUAUUUUAAAUCAAAUCUUAUGGUUUACACCCUUAGCUUAGGCGGACAGCAUCGGCUGUGCAUCAAUGGAGAUACUUUCAAAAACACCCACAGCAGAAUCCGAUCGGUAUAAGGCAUCGCGUUCUUCUCUAGCACCUAGCAGGAGGGUGUCUGACACUUUUUCCCUGUCGUCUUAUAAAACCUAUCCUGCUCACCGAUCUCCCAUCAACACUCCUGCACGUCACAUGUCCCAAACAUUCUCUCAGGAUUCAUAUCGUCCAGCAUCACCCAGCAAAGCUCUUCCAGAGAGCAGCAGUGCAGCGAUCUUAUCUGCCUUGAGGAACCUCCAGGAGAAGAUUAGGAAGCUGGAGUUUGAGAAAGAGCGGGCAGAGUUGAGCCUUUGCACUUUAUUGAAGGACGGACGUCGGCAAAGUGACAACCCUGAGCAGAGACUCCUCGCUGAUGAGGGCAUAAAAAGAAAAACAAGUGAGCAGUCAAACUGUAACCAAGUGCUGAUCACCCACCUUGCGGCUGCAGAGAAUCGUUGUGAGAAGCUGGAAGGACAGUUGGAGCAGAUGAAGAGGAUGUUGCCCAGGACAGAACGCACCAGCUUGCCCAAUCAGGAGGUGAACGCAGUGGCUUUAACAGGGAAACCUGGUACAAGUAGUCAGCAGCCUGAUGGACUGAGCGAGUACGCUCAGGUGGAAAAGCUGGAAAAACUUGAGCAGGAAUAUCUCAGGCUGACUCGCACACAGAAAAAUGCAGAGAUGAAGAUCUGUGCAUUGGAAAAAAAGAUACGAGAAGAGGAGCGCCAGAGAAGGCUCUUUCUGGAUAAAGCCAAUCAGCUACAGACAGGUAUGGAAGCCAACACGAUGUUGCUGCAGUCCGUUUCUCCACGUUUACCUGUCAGACAAUUCAAAGAGAAGAAAUCCAGCUCAAAGCAACCUUCUUCAAAACACCCAGAGCCUCACUACAGACUGAGCCUAAGAGACAUACCAUUUGUCACUGGAACGUCGGUCGCCUCCAGCCACUCAGUCAGAGCCAACGUUCAGGCAGUCUUGUCCCUCCUGAAACGGCACCAGCCUCAUCUCUGCAACAAGCACGUCCUGUCUCGCAACGCAGAUCACUCUGAAACGAGCAGCCAGUCAGACACUUCCUCCACCUCGUCGUCCACUUGCGGAGACGAGCUGUCGGAGCUGCUAGAAGCCCUACAGGAGGAGCUGUGCCUCAUGAGUUUGGAGCACGGCGACUUGAUUAAGCAAAUGGAAGCGAGCGCCUCUGAAGAGGAAAGGGGAACGCUUCAGAUGGAGCAGGAGAGGCUACUGCUGAGAAUGGAGAGUAAAGAAGAACAGAUCAGUAAGCUCUGCAAGCAUAAAUCACAGAUAAAGAAGCUAAGAAAGAAGGUGAAGUCUGAGAAGAACAGUCGAACUGAAGAAAGAUUUGCCACCAGAGGGCGCUCUGAAGCAUCAACUAAAGCUCAACUAGUUGAGAGAAACAAGAAGAACCUGAUGCUUCUGAAAGAGAUGAGGGCUCUGCAAAACUCUUUACAGAUCUGAAACUCACUACAAUAUAUUCAUGACAUAAUCUGUUUAUUGUUUUUGGUGCUGUUCUUCUACCUCUGACUAUUUGUUCCUAUCUGAAUCUGCCUCGUGCUGAAAACCCACUACACACAACAGGAAGAUUCACUGCCUUCAUCUUCUUCAUGACAUUAUUGGCACUUCGGCAGUCGGGUUUUCUGAGUUCUUACUUAGCAAUAGAACAAGGACAUCGACUAAAGUCAAAAGUCCAACAAGGAAAGUCCAAGAUCUUAAAGUUGCCCUCAGUUUAGAAUCUGAGGCGGCUGCCAUUCAUAUAGAAUAUCAUGAAAGUUGCCUGUUACCAAAUAAUUUAUAAUUUUUAAAUUACAGUCCUUAGUAUUGGGUUAUGAUCAGGUUCUUCUUUUUAAAAUGUAGAGUUUUAUUGAAACAGAAAUUGAAUAUUUCCGUUGAGCACCUUUAACUUUCCGCGCUCUGACCAGCAGAGGGGGGGAAAGUGUAGCGACGCACUUCCAGAUUGAUUUUUGAUGUACAAGGGUGAAGAAAACUAAGAGUGCUUUGAUUCUUUUUUUUUUUAUUUUCUUUAAACAGAGUAUAAGAUUGUAUUUUUUAUAUAUAUAUAUACAUAUAUAUAGUUUCUGAUAUCCAUUUACCUUUGCUCUUGUCUUCAAUUAAAUUCAUAAUUGCUCAAAACCUAUAAAGAAGUGCUGGACAUAUCAUCCUCACAUAUUAAAUAAAACUAUCAACAUCAGCUCUCAGAAGACACUUAAUCAUUUUUAACUUUUUAUUAUACUUGUGAUACUUUCUUUUAAGCAUGUAGUCCUUAGCAAAUGUAUUCCACUUGGAUUUUCUUCACAUUUUACAACCUGAUCAUAAUUUUAGGAUCAGUUAUUAUGCGAUAGACCAGAAACAGUAAUCAGUAUAACACAGUAUACAUAAGAACCUGAAGGAAAUGAAAACCAUGUUUCCAUUUGCGCUGCUGUAAGUUUAAACCUUUUCACUUGAAUUAAUUUAUGUUUCAGAUUAAAAAGGGCAGAAUACAGAAGUACGCCACACGUUUGAAUGCUUGUUUUUUUUGUGAGAUAUUUUGAAACCAUGUCUCAUUUUUCUUUCAUUACACAAUUAUCUAUGUCAAUCUCUUCAAAUUCACCAAUUAUUUGUUGUCGAAGCGCAAAAUGUGCUAAAUUUGAAGGGGAAUCUACUCAGUGAUCUGCUGAUGUUUGGAUGUAGCAGAUCACUGACUUUGCUCCAUUUCCUCAGUCCAGUUGAAGCAGCUGUAAACUGGUCUUCAACAGGGGAAACACUGAACUCCAUACAAGACACUAGUUUGCUCAUUCUGCUUUUGAGUUCGACAGUACAGCUUCACUUGUAACUCAAUCACUAGAGAUCC